GCAAUCAGUUUUCUAUUGCCGAGGGCGAGGGCACUCAUGAUGAGUCUUCCGACUCGAUGUGCAUUAUUGAUGAUGACGAUGCUGAGGAGUCGCCGGGGGCUUCCAAGGAUGUUGCUUCGGCAGCCGCUGCGCCGGCUGCUGUAGAUCCUAUGGAAAUAAUAGACAGUGACACUGAGCUAACUCCACAGGAAGACAGCCCGGCCCCUUUGAGCAAGGUCCCCUUGGUCGCUGUCGAAACACAGGAAGCAAGCUCCGACCCUCCAGUCGGUAAACAGACCUUUGCAGACUCUCAGUUGAUUCAGUUGAUGUGCAUUGAUUCGGACGAUGACGCGGCGCAGGCUGCUCCACUGCCUAAGUGCGACACGAGUGCUUCUAGCCUGCCGGUGCCAGAAGAUCGGGACAAGGUUGAUGAUGCUGCCAGCUAUGUAGGUGGCAGCACGGACAGUCUAGAGAAGUCGAUGGUGCUCGACCUGGCUCCGAAGGAUGUUCCCAGAGCGCCAGUGCCGAAGGUGAGCAAGUAUCCCGAGGUUUGCCCGCCCCAGCCGGAGUUCCUGGAAAGCAUGGACAAAUGUAUAGCAGAGGCUGAACCACCUUUGUACAACUCGACUGGCCUGGCAGGCGGUAAGAAGCGCCGUCGUCGCGGCAAGCAAGCAGAAGAACCCGCUCCCAAGAAAAGCAAGGUCGCUGAUCAUGCGGAAGAUGAUUGCGGAGAUGACGAUAAUCAUGAUGAUGACGGGGAGCCUCAUGUGUCCGAGGAUGAAGCGAUGGAGGAGUCCACCACACAUCCGGUGAAGGCUCCUACAAGGAAGCCGAAGCUUUUGGAGAAACAGGUGGCCGAGCCCAAGAAAAAUCAAAGCCUGGAGGCAAAGGUGGCUGAUCGCCAGAAAGCACCGGUGGACCCCAAGGUGACCGAUGCCGUUUGCAAGAAAGCGGCGAAGAAAGCCGAGAAGCCAGCGGCGAGGGAGCCCGCGCCAGUGGAUGCAAAGGCUCAUGCGCCCAAGAAAGCAAAGCCCGUGGAGAAGAAGGACCCCGAGGAAGCGGAGCCCGUGAAUGCAAAGAUGGCUGAUCGCAAGAAAGACGAGAGUGCAGCCGCCGAGGUUGGGAAAGUGGAUGGCGCGUCGGCAGAUGAUCUUCCGAGCCGGGAGGAGCUGGAGAAAAUGGGCGCCUUCACGCCUCCAGACCAUAUCCACGGAAACAACAUCUACAGCAACGCGUACCGCCAGAGCUUGAAGGUGGACAAUUGCAAGGAGAACGCAAAGGCUCAGGGGCGCCGAGCCUCUGCGAUGUUCAAGGCCUACGGACUUUGUUUGCCGGAGAUGGUCGGUACGUUCCGCGCUUCCAGAAGGAAACCCAACAAGCAGGGCACCAGUGAGCCCUAG
This is a messenger RNA of Symbiodinium sp. CCMP2456, 1379 nucleotides long. NCBI's taxonomy places the organism in Eukaryota, Dinophyceae, Suessiales, Symbiodiniaceae. The record is from the annotation of a GenBank genome assembly.